AUGGACACUCCCCUUGCUGGCGAACGCAUUGCCGAGGAGAAGGCCUUCGCGGCGCGCUAUGUAGCCGCCCUCGACGCCCGCCCCGUAGAGUACCCCGCCGACUAUGCACCGCCCCUCGACGCGCGUCCGCGCAAGACGCCGGUCCUGCACACCCCCGUCGUCCCGCCACCGGAGGUGGCCGCCGCUGAGUCUUUGCAGGACGCUUCCAUCUCCAUCACCAUCAAGAGCCUCAAGCCGGCCCUCCAAAUCCCCCUGACUGUCUCGCUGUCCGAAAGCGUCGCCGACCUCAAGAAGGCUGUCGCGGCCGCCGAUGCCGCCGCGCCCGCCCCCGACCUCCAGCGCCUCCUCGUGAAGGGCAAGGCGCUCGCAGACGCCAAGCUCCUCAAGGAGUACGACCUGGUCGACGGCGCCGUCAUCAACCUCCUCGCCAAGGCGGCGCCGGCCGCCUCGACUGCCGCGCCAGCGCCCGCGCCCUCCCAAGUCGCCCCGGACAAGGUAAAGGGCCCCGACAGGAUCGCGCCCGCCCGCCCGUCCCACCUCCGCGCACCCAGCCUCACCAUCACCACCACGGACUCGAUGGACAUCGACGCCGAGUUCGCCUCGGACGUGUCCCCCGAGCCGCCCUCGCCCGUCAGCGGCGCAAACUUCCACCGCACGCUCAGCAGCCCCGACUUCUGGCACAAGGUGCACGCGCUGUGCCAGGACGAGUUUGGGAACGAGGCCGAGGCCGACACCGUGUUCGACAACUUCCUCAUGAGUGUCAAGAAUCGCCUCAGCGCCAGCGAGACGGCCAAGAUCCGCGACGAGGUCGGCAUCACUGGCAUGGGUGGGGGUGUGUAG
Messenger RNA from Cutaneotrichosporon oleaginosum, 840 nucleotides. RefSeq lists its product as uncharacterized. Gene Ontology annotation, biological process: ubiquitin-dependent protein catabolic process. Gene Ontology annotation, cellular component: cytosol. Gene Ontology annotation, molecular function: polyubiquitin modification-dependent protein binding. The record is from RefSeq and is a predicted model, not a curated record. Lineage: Eukaryota; Fungi; Basidiomycota; Tremellomycetes; Trichosporonales; Trichosporonaceae.